AUGAUGGUUAUGGAGACAUCAAAAGCCAAUGCUAUACUUACAGUCUUACAAGGAUGCAAUAAUUUGACAAGGCUUAAAAAAAUCCAAGCCCAUGUCAUUGUUAACGGUCUUCAAAGCCAUCCCGCCAUUUCUAACAGCAUUUUAAAUUUCUGUGCUGUUUCAGUCUCAGGCUCAGUAUCCUAUGCACAACUCCUCUUUAAACACAUUCAAAACCCACAAACUCAAGCUUGGAAUUCUAUCAUUAGAGGAUUCGCUCAAAGCCCAUCUCCUGUUCAAGCCAUUUUUUACUAUAAUCGCAUGCUUUUUGACUCAGUUUCUGGUCCUGAUACUUUCACUUUCACUUUUACUCUUAAGGCGUGUGAGAGAAUCAAGGCCUUAAAGAAAUGUGAAGAGGUUCAUGGGUCUAUAAUAAGAACUGGGUGUGACAGAGAUUUUGUUAUUUCCACUGGUCUUGUGAGGUGUUAUGUGGGAAAUGGGUGUGUCCAGAUUGCAAGAAUGGUUUUUGAUGAUAUGCCUGAAAGGGAUUUGGUUGCGUGGAAUGCGAUGAUUUCGUGUUAUUCGCAGGCGGGUUAUCACCAAGAGGCAUUGAGAAUUUAUGAUAAGAUGAGAAAUGACAAUGUGGGUGUUGAUGGGUUUACGCUCGUUGGGUUGCUUUCGUCUUGUGCUCAUGUGGGUGCUUUGAAUGUGGGGAUUAAAUUGCAUAGGAUUGCUUGUGAGAAAGGGUUUUUGAGAAAUGUGUAUGUCGGGAAUGCGCUGAUUGAUAUGUAUGCUAAAUGUGGUAACUUGGUUGGUGCUCUUGAGGUCUUUAAUGGGAUGCAGCGGGAUGUGUUUACUUGGAACUCUAUGAUUGUUGGGUUUGGAGCGCAUGGUUUUGGUGAUGAAGCUAUUUAUAUUUUCAGUCAGAUGCUGGAGGCAGGAGUGCGACCUGAUUCAGUUACAUUUCUUGGUUUGUUGUGUGGAUGUAGUCAUCAAGGCUUAAUUGAAGAGGGCGUUGACUAUUUCCAUCAAAUGAGCUCGAAGUUCAAGAUCAAACCUGGAAGUAAGCAUUAUGGAUGCAUAGUGGAUAUGCAUGGACGUGCUGGGAAGCUUGAGAAGGCUCUUCAAAUCAUAGGUGAUUCUCCUUGGCAGGAUGAUCCAGUGUUGUGGCGAACUCUGCUUAGCUCUUGCAAGAUUCACAAAAAUGUGGUGAUUGGGGAAAUUGCUAUGAGGAAUCUGUCUCAGCUCAGGGCUGUAAAUGCGGGGGACUGUGUGCUACUUGCUACCAUAUAUGCUGGAGCCAAUGACGAACAAGGCGUUGCAAGAAUGAGAAAACUAAUCAAAAGCCAAGGAAUAAAAACCACUCCUGGUUGGAGCUGGAUUGAAGUUUCUGACCAAGUUUACAGAUUUGUUGUGGAUGAUAAGUCACAUCCUGAUACAGGAAUGAUUUACAAAAAACUGGAGGAAGUAACACACAAGGCCAGCUUGGCAGGUUAUGUGAAAGAGGAGUCUCAAUUCAUCAUUCCUGGAUCCUGCUCUGAAGAGUGUUUGGAGUCUUCCAGCACAUAUCAUAGUGAGAAGCUGGCAAUUGCUUUUGGGUUGGCACAAACUACUGAAGGAACAAGUCUUCGGAUUGUGAAGAACUUGAGAGUCUGUAGAGAUUGCCAUGAAUUUACCAAGUUUGUUUCUCAAGCAUUCGAUAGAGAUAUUAUUGUUAGAGAUCGAGUUCGAUUUCAUCACUUCAAGGGUGGAAUUUGUUCUUGUAGAGAUUAUUGUAAUGGUGGUGUGCCAAUAGAUGUCUGUGGAAGUGCAAUUAUGAUUAGAAUCUUGUUCAAGCCUGGUAUGGGAAAUAGCAUUGUUGGCUCGUCAUCUUGGUUCGUGUGGAUGAAACUGGAAGAAAUUUUGGAGCCAAAAAACCAUGAGUAG
Molecule: messenger RNA, 1902 nt
Organism: Dovyalis caffra
Lineage: Eukaryota; Viridiplantae; Streptophyta; Magnoliopsida; Malpighiales; Salicaceae
Source: the annotation of a GenBank genome assembly